AUGCCCGAUGUUUUUUCGGUUCCCAUUUUCCUCGUCACGUUCCGCGAGGCGCUCGAGACGGUCAUUAUCGUCUCGGUGCUGCUCGCCUUUCUCAAACAGACCCUCGCCGAGGACAAGGCGCUGCAUAAGCGCCUCGUCCGCCAGGUCUGGCUCGGCACCUCCCUCGGCCUGCUAAUCACCCUCAUCGCCGCCGCCGCCCUCAUCGCCGUCUUCUACACAGCCGGCGCCAACUCCUGGGAGACCUCGGAGCUCCGCUUCGAAGGCGCCUUCUCUCUCGUCGCCUGUGUCAUCAUCACCGUUGUCGGCGCUGCGCUAUUGCGUAUCGGGGGUAUGCGUGAUAAGUGGCGGGUGAAAUUGGCCGGGGUUAUGGAGGAUCGGAGGGGGAAAGUUGGGGAGAAGGUGGGGAGGAGGGUGAGGGUGAAGUUGUGGAUGGAGAGGUAUGCUAUGUUUGCGCUGCCGUUUGUGACGGUGCUCAGGGAGGGGAUUGAGGCGGUGGUGUUUAUUGCGGGGGUGACGUUUACUGCGCCGGCGACGGCUGUGCCAUUGGCGGUGGUGGUUGGGUUGGCUGCGGGUACGUUGAUCGGUUAUGGGCUGUACAAGGGCGGUUCGAACACCAAGCUGCAGGUCUUCCUCGUGCUGUCCACCUGCCUGCUCUACCUCGUCGCGGCCGGCCUCUUCACCCGCGCGGUGUGGGCCUUUGAGCAGGACGCCUGGCAGCGGUUAAUCGGAUCGGACGCGGCCGAGCUAGGCACGGGGCCAGGCUCGUACGACGUUGACCGCUCGGUGUGGCAUCUCAACUGCUGCAGCCCCAUCUACAUGGGCGGUAGCGGCUGGGGUUUCUUCAAUGCCAUUUUCGGCUGGACAAACUCUGCUACGUACGGCUCUGUCAUCUCAUACAACCUGUAUUGGCUGUGUAUUAUGGCGUACUUUAUCGUCAUGCGCUACAAGGAGGUCAAGGGCCACUGGCCGCUGAUGAAGCCCAAGAAGGUCGCCGCGGCGUCGGUUUCGGGAGGGUCCCGCUCGGGAGCCGAGGAAAGUGUUGUGUCGGGGGAUAAAUCGGUGGUGAGGGAUAGGGCUACUUCGGUGUCUACGUAA
This is a messenger RNA of Dichotomopilus funicola, 1095 nucleotides long. Its product is annotated as iron permease FTR1/Fip1/EfeU. Lineage: Eukaryota; Fungi; Ascomycota; Sordariomycetes; Sordariales; Chaetomiaceae. The record is from RefSeq and is a predicted model, not a curated record. Gene Ontology annotation, biological process: iron ion transmembrane transport. Bases 1 to 1095 code for a protein of 364 amino acids. Gene Ontology annotation, cellular component: plasma membrane; high-affinity iron permease complex. Gene Ontology annotation, molecular function: ferrous iron transmembrane transporter activity. The transcript has 5 exons.